Lingula anatina is the source of this 939-nucleotide messenger RNA. RefSeq lists its product as uncharacterized. Gene Ontology annotation, cellular component: mitochondrial inner membrane. Gene Ontology annotation, molecular function: ATP:ADP antiporter activity. The record is from RefSeq and is a predicted model, not a curated record. Gene Ontology annotation, biological process: mitochondrial ADP transmembrane transport; negative regulation of mitochondrial outer membrane permeabilization involved in apoptotic signaling pathway; mitochondrial ATP transmembrane transport. Lineage: Eukaryota; Metazoa; Brachiopoda; Lingulata; Lingulida; Lingulidae.
ACGCUUUUUUGGUGCAUGAUGUCCAAAAAGUUAGGAUUUGCCGAAAACUUUGCUCUCAGUGGCGCUGCUGCCGUCAUUUCUAAGACAGCUGCUGCUCCCAUUGAGCGCAUCAAGCUCCUUGUCCAGAAUCAGGAUGAGAUGAUCAAGGCUGGGCGUCUUUCAGAACCAUACAAGGGUGUCAUAGACUGCACUGUCAGAACUUUUAGGACAGAAGGUCUUUUGCCAUUUUGGAGAGGAAACCUUGCCAACUGUCUUCGAUAUUUCCCAACCCAGGCCCUGAACUUUGCCUUUAAAGACAAGGUUAAGGCACUGUUCAAAUCUAGCCCUGAUGAAGGCCAAGCUAUGAAGUUUACCAAGAACAUUUUUUCUGGAGGUGCAGCAGGAGCUAUGUCUCUGAUGUUUGUCUAUUCCCUCGACUAUGCUAGAACCAGGUUGGCCAAUGAUGCUAAAGGAUGUGCCAAAGAAGGUGGUGAGCGUCAGUUCAAUGGUCUUAUUGAUGUGUACGCCAAGACCUUGAAGUCCGAUGGCAUUGUUGGUCUAUACAGAGGCUUUGUCAUCUCCUGUGUGGGCAUCAUUGUGUACAGAGGAUUCUAUUUUGGCUUGUAUGAUUCCCUCAAACCCUUGCUUCUUGGUAAAGAUGCUGGAGUGUUCAUUUCUUUUCUCUUGGGCUACGUGGUGACCGUCACUUCUGGUCUAUUGUCAUACCCAAUUGAUACCAUCAGGAGACGUAUGAUGAUGACCUCUGGCCAAGCUGUGAAGUACAAGGGCUCCAUAGAUUGCGGUAGACAGAUCAUUGCAAAUGAAGGCUUCAUGUCACUCAUGAAAGGAGCAGGUGCUAACAUCCUUAGAGGUGUUGCAGGAGCUGGUGUGUUGGCUGGUUUUGAUAAAUUCAAGGCAGUAUACAUCAAAUUCCGUCUUGGUUAAUUUUUUUGAUUCAAG